UAGUUAAGAUCGAGUACUUAAAUGGAUCACAAAACGAUCUUAACAAAAACUUUGUUAAGAUUCGUCUUAGUCAAAUAAAAAGAAAUGGUCAUAGCAACUCACGUGGAGUUUGGCGCGUAUACGGUAAAUGUGGAACUCUCUAAUGUUUAGGAGAUACAAUAUUUUCGUCUGCAUACAUUAGUAACGCUAUUGCGCAAUGGAUGUCGAAGUUCCUGAAACUCCAAAGAAAAGGUCGAGGAAAUCAAACUGGGACCCCAGGGACGAAAUAACUUUAAUCGAAGAGGUACAAAAGCGGGAGAAGAUACUAUUUGGAAAGUUAGACGGGCCAGGGAGGACGACAGUAGACAAGUCAAAGGCCUGGAAAGAGGUCACUGACCUAGUCAAUGCUGGAAGUACAAUAAUUUGCAGAGAUGUGAAUGAAAUAAAAAAGAAAUACCAGAACAUCAAACAGAAAGCAAAAGAAAAAAGAAGUGCCAUUUUGAAUCCUAAAACAGGGGGAGGGAAAAAACCAGCAUCACCGAAUGCAAGUGAGCAGUUGUUGUUGGACAACUUAGAAGGGAGACCGAGUCUAUGUGGCCUUGCCAGUGGAAUAGACACUGCAGCUGAAUCAGUUGUGGAUUUCUUGGAUGACAACCAUGCCUUGCAUGAAUUUGAUUUGACCAGCGAGACCACUCAGCUUGAGCAUUUAAAUUUAAUGUUUCCACAAACACAGCCUCUGCCCUCCACAUCUACUACUUCAUCAACAGAGUUUCCACUAAAAGUAACGUCAGAAAUGCUUCUUCAAGAAGAACUCAUUAACAUCAGAGAAAGAAGAAAGCUCAUUAAGGAACAACAACAGCUAGUCCAUCUUCAAAAACAACAUGUAAUGUUAAAAAUUAAAGAGAAAAAUCCCUCCUUCAAUUUCGAACACUUUAUGAAUGAAAUGUAAAUAUUAUGAAAUAUAUAUAGCAAUAACUACAGGUUUUGCAUGUGCAAUGUGCCUGAGAUCACAACAUAUGAAUUAACAUCCAUGUGUUUCAAACAAAGAAGUGACACAUGCCUUGAUUUGGCUUAAUAUUGUAUUGCCGUAAUGGGAGGGGUAUUGCAUGGGUGUUGAUUAACAUUUGUUGUGACCUCAUAGUUGAUUUUUAAGAGGUUUUCUGAUCACAAUUUAUCUGGCGUCCAUCAGAUCUGUAAACAUAACUUUUAUUUUAUGUUUUCUCUCUGCAUGGUCCUCUGGCUGAAUUAUAAGUGUCUCUCUGGUCAAAUUAAAUUUAUAUUGGCAUGUAAAAUGUAUUCUUCAU
Molecule: messenger RNA, 1283 nt
Organism: Saccostrea cuccullata (small rock oyster)
Lineage: Eukaryota; Metazoa; Mollusca; Bivalvia; Ostreida; Ostreidae
Product: myb/SANT-like DNA-binding domain-containing protein 4
Exons: 4
Coding region: 197-928 (243 amino acids)
Cellular component (GO): nucleus
Source: RefSeq, a predicted model, not a curated record